GCCCCCGCUCCUUCCCUCGCAUCCACCUGCUCUGGCAUUCCGCCCUGCUGCCGACGCUGCCUCCUGCCGCGGGCGGGAACUGGGCGCGCUUCCCUCGCCGGCGGCGAGCCGCAAAAAGACCGCGAAAGGGGCCGCGAGCCGCCGUCCCGGGCAGCUGCCGGGACAGGGAUCGGGACUGGAAUUCGUGAAAGAGACAGAGAGAAGCUGUUUCAGCUGUAGGUUCCAGCAACAUGGAGAAUGAUAUCAGCUUGAAGUUCCAUCAGCAGCUUUUCCUUAUUAGUGAAAAUCUGGUGACUGAAGAUGUAGCAGCUUUAAAAUUUCUUUGUACUGACUUGCUCCACCUCAGUAAACUAGAAGGUGUGAAGUCAGCAGCAGACAUCUUCAAGCUCCUUAUGGCUCAAGAAUAUCUGAAUGUAGAAGACACUUUCAUACUAGCUGAACUCUUAUACAGAAUUAAAUGUCACUCCUUGCUUGAGAAACUUGGUUACACCAAGGAGAAAGUACAAGAACGUCUGAGUGAGAAGGGAAGAAUAUCUCCAUACAGGCAGAUGCUGUAUGAAUUGUCAGAGAACAUCACCAGUGUGAUGUUGAAGGAAAUCACAUUUCUCCUGAGAGACCAUCUUCCAAAGCGAUGCAUGAUUCUUUCUGCUUUGGAUUUGCUGACUUUAUUGGAAAAGCAGAGCCUUUUAACUAAAGACAAUGUAAAGAUACUGGAGGAUGUCUUUAUGACCAUUUCACCUGAUCUCCUGGAGACAAUAGACCUCUACAAAAAGGGAAAAGAUAACAAGGCUGCUAAUUUUACACAAGGCUUCCCUGAAGUAAACCUGGAGCUGCGUGGAGAAUUCAGCAAUGUAGAAAAUGAAUCCAAGACUAUGAAAAGCUACAAAAUGGAUGGGCCACACAGAGGAUUUUGUCUCAUUAUUAAUAAUGUUAACUUCAAUAGUUCUCAGAGGAAGGGUUCUUGCAAAGAUGCUGAGCAACUGGAGAGAGUAUUCACCUGGCUUGGUCUGGAUGUGAGGACUUAUACAGAUCUGACGUCUCGAGAGAUUAUCAAUCUCAUGGAAACUUGGCAGCGUGUGCCAGAUCACAAAGACAGGAACUGUUUUAUAUGUUGUAUUCUAUCUCAUGGAAAGUCAGGAGCAAUCUAUGGGACAGAUGAAAAACUUGUGUCAAUCCGUGUGCUUACAUCCCACUUCACUGCCAAACAAUGUCCCCAGCUGGCUGCAAAACCCAAACUCUUCUUUAUCCAAGCAUGCCAGGGUGACAAGAUACAGUGUCCUGUCUAUGUUGUUACUGAUGGACCAACUCCUGACUUGUCUUCCAUGCAAGAGAGAGUUUUUCUUUCUGAAAGCAUUCCUGAAGAGGCUGAUUUCCUCCUAGGCAUGGCCACAGUUGAUGGCUAUGUCUCUUUCCGGCACAUGGAAGAGGGCAGUUGGUAUAUUCAGGCCCUCUGCAGCAAGCUACAAUUGUUGGUACCAAGGGGUGAAGAUAUUUUGUCAAUUCUUACAGAAGUUAACGAAGAUGUGGCCAGACGUGAUAGCCCUUCAGGGACAAAGAAGCAAAUGCCCCAACCAGCAUAUACCUUAAGAAAGAAAUUUAUAUUCCCAAUACCUAUGGACCCUCCUCCUUCAGAGCAAUAUCAGUGCUUUUAAUAAACAAAAUUUUAUCAUCU
Molecule: messenger RNA, 1672 nt
Organism: Melospiza georgiana
Lineage: Eukaryota; Metazoa; Chordata; Aves; Passeriformes; Passerellidae
Gene: CASP10
Product: caspase 10
Exons: 8
Coding region: 231-1652 (473 amino acids)
Biological process (GO): proteolysis; negative regulation of extrinsic apoptotic signaling pathway via death domain receptors
Molecular function (GO): protein binding; cysteine-type endopeptidase activity
Source: RefSeq, a predicted model, not a curated record